AUGGCACCCCUCUCAGAUGACAAGGCGUCCGAGGACGCCGGGCACGAUUCCAGCUUUCACGCCACCUUGGACGCUACAAACGCACCAGACCCAUCAACUGCUGAGGCCAUGGCCUCUUAUUUCUCACCGACACCUCCAUCCAGUCCGGAAAUCCUACGGACCCGAGCGAGCAGCCUGAUCACAUCUAACAGCACUGCAUUCAAGGGUCCUUACGGACUGCUUCCUCCGCCGAAGGAAAGCAGCGAUCUCAGCUCUAAGAAGGACGCAAAAGAGAACCAGCCGAGCUGCUUCCCCGUCACCCUGGCCACACUGCCGGGAGAAAUCAUCUUGCAAAUUGUCGCAAGUGUCUUUGAACGCUACGACGACGAUGUCCGCGCAGGAUACAAUCAAGAUGAGGAAAUUUGGGAGCCACACUUCGACGUCACAGAAGUCAGGUUCCAUAGGUUUGAUAUUUGGAGAGACAUCGCUCACCUUGCAUCGACUAGCAAAAGACUGAACGAGAUCAUCACGCCCAUUCUCUACACAGAAGACAUCGAGCAAAAUGACUCUUCCUGUUUACUUUUGUCGGCAAAGACAAGAAAUCUUCCUGGGAUCCAACAGUCUUUGCUUUAUGGUGCCGAUGUAAAUACAGAGGACUGCACCGAGUUCCACCUCCAGGACGGAGAAUACCACUGUGUCACUCGCAUGCCAGUGUUAGUCGGCCUGACGUCCCUGCACUGGUCUGCAUAUUGCCGACACUCUGCGGCAUUGCAAUUACUUUUGGAUCAUGGCGCCGAUGUCAACAUUGAAACCAGCAUAGCAACUUCUUGGGGCGACCGUAGAUUCGUGACUCGCCCUCUUGCAGGUUUCUUUCGGCAAUUCGACGAAGAGUCGUAUGACAUCCCGCUCCAUGUAGAGCAUCUGCUCAGGAAUGAGGUUGAAGCUGGAGCAAAUGCGCUCUACUUUGCUCUGAUGGAAAUGAAAGAUAGUCCAUGCUCCGACAAUCGUUACGAGGCAUGCUUGGCUGCCACAAAGCUUCUCAUUGGGGCUGGGGCAUCACUCACUACACAUCGCGGCAUCGAUCUCCAUGCGCUACAUCAGGCAUGCAGCAAUUGGGACUUGGAGACCGCUCGAUUUCUCUUGGAAAACAAGUUGGUGAAGCACGAUGUCAGAGAUGCCCUCGGCAACACUCCGUUGCAUUAUCUUGUGAUGGAAAGUCCGAGUCCAGUCGGUCACAAUGACCCGGUGCCGCUCAUCCAACUCCUCGGAAAACAUGGCGCGGAUGCCAACGCGAGGAAUGCGGCUGGCUACUCACCGCUGCAAUGUAUCGAAGACAAAUCAACAACUUGCUAUGCUAGCAUUGCGACUGCGCUGUUGGACAUGGGUGCGCACGUAUCACCGGACACCGUCUCGCCACUAAAGCACAUCGGAGUAGCGGUAGGUGGGGAGGCCAAGUUGAAGCUCGAGGCGGCCGUUGCUGCUGCAAAAAGAGAAGCUUGCGGCAUAGAUGAACUACCGGACAUGCUUUCGGCCAACAAUAGACGAGGGAACGAGAGGCUUGCAGUCCAUGCAUGGAUGUACAAACGAUGGCUACUUCGAAGCGGCAGCGAUAAUGAUACUGACGAGAUGUUUGUGGGAGAGGGCACGGGAAACCGGACACUCAACGAGUGGAAUGUCUUUUGGCGAUCAACAGUAGCCUAG
This is a messenger RNA of Colletotrichum costaricense, 1680 nucleotides long. RefSeq lists its product as uncharacterized. Lineage: Eukaryota; Fungi; Ascomycota; Sordariomycetes; Glomerellales; Glomerellaceae. Gene Ontology annotation, molecular function: protein binding. The record is from RefSeq and is a predicted model, not a curated record. Bases 1 to 1680 code for a protein of 559 amino acids. The transcript has a single exon.